GCCGCCGCGCCCGCCCUUGCUAGCAGGCUCCUCCCGCCCCCCGCAUUGCUGAUGCUGCUGCUGGCCGACAUGGACGUGGUGAAUCAGCUGGUGGCCGGGGGUCAGUUCCGAGUGGUCAAGGAGCCCCUUGGCUUCGUGAAGGUGCUGCAAUGGGUCUUCGCCAUCUUCGCCUUUGCCACAUGCGGCAGUUACAGUGGGGAGCUCCAGCUGAGCGUGAUUUGUGCCAACAAGACCCACAGUAACCUCAGCAUCAAGGUCGAAUUCGAGUACCCCUUCAGGCUGCACCAAGUGUACUUUGAUGCACCCGACUGCAGAGGGGGCACUUCCAAAGUCUUCCUACUGGGGGACUACUCCUCAUCGGCGGAAUUCUUUGUCACUGUGGCGGUGUUUGCCUUCCUCUACUCCAUGGGGGCUCUGGCCACCUACAUCUUUCUGCAGAACAAGUACCGAGAGAACAACAAAGGGCCCAUGCUGGACUUCCUGGCCACGGCAGUGUUUGCCUUCAUGUGGCUGGUUAGCUCAUCGGCAUGGGCUAAGGGGCUGUCAGAUGUGAAGAUGGCCACAGACCCAGAGACCAUUAUCAAGGGGAUACCUAGCUGCCACCAGAAGGAGAAUACAUGCAAGGAGAUAAGAGACCCUGUGACCUCUGGCCUCAAUACCUCGGUGGUGUUUGGCUUCCUGAACCUGGUGCUCUGGGUCGGCAACCUGUGGUUCGUGUUCAAGGAGACAGGGUGGGCCGCCCCAUUCAUGCGCGCGCCUCCCGGAGCCCCCGAGAAACAACCGGCGCCCGGGGACGCCUACGGCGAGGCAGGCUACGGGCAGGGCCCCGGCGGGUACGGGCCUCAGGACUCCUACGGGCCCCAGGGCGGCUACCAGCCCGACUACGGGCAGCCAGCCGGCGGCGGUGGCGGUGGCUACGGCCCUCAGGGCGACUACGGGCAGCAAGGCUAUGGCCCUCAGGGUGCGCCCACCUCCUUCUCCAAUCAGAUGUAGUCUGGUCAGUGCAGCCCGGGAGGACCCCAUGGGUGGGCAAGAGCUCAGGAGAAGGCCUGCCCCCCUUCCUACCCCUACAUCCCAGGUCUCCACCCCUCAAGCCAGGAGACCCUUAACUGUCUUUGAUAUAUAUAUAUAUAUAUAUAUAUAUAUAUAUAAAAUAUAGAUAUCUAUUUGUCUGUCUGAGCCCUGCCCCCACUCCACUCCCCUAAUGCAUUAAGACCCCAAUCUUAAGUGGGCUCCUCUCUUACUCCUAGCCCUUCCCCUGCAUCCCUUGGCCCCUCUCUGUUCCUUGGCCCUGUGCCCUGAGGUUGGGGAGGACUCUGAAAGGGGGACAGGGAGGAGACAGACCUAGGUUGUGUGGGGUGGGUGGGCGUGACUUCAGACUCUCUGACUUCUCUCCUUCCCUUUCUCCCAACAUUGGCCUUGAUUCCUCCAGCAAUGCUUGAACAGGGUCCAUUACAGAAAAUAUAACCCUGAGAAAGGCAGAGAUUGGGGGGCUUGGGACCCAAGGUGGUCUUGGAGAGGAACUCUGGGGUGAAGGGGACUAGUAAGCAGGUGGGUUGGGUUCCAGACAUACUGGAAGUGGAGAGGGGUGCCCUAGAGCAUUCUGGAGUGGAGCUUGGAAGGAGGCUGAGGACAUGGUUCUAGAAAGGGCAGAUCUUUGAAUGAGGCAGUGGGUGGGUCCCAGAGUGGCAAGGCUUGGAGUAGGACUUGGUUCUAUGGAAGGGGUGCGACUUGGGGGCUUGGGGACAGGGUUUGGGAGAACGCUGAGAGUCCUAGAAGGGGUGGGGCUUGAACCGGGCAGUGGGUAAGUCUCCAGGGUGGCGGGUCUUGGACUGGGACCUGAGUCCGUGGAAGGGGUGUGGCUUGGAACAUUCAGGCGACUGAGCUGGAUUCUAAGAGGGACAGGAAAGAAGGGGGAUUCAGGAAUGGGCCGAGCAUGGGUGAGGGUGUGGUCAGGAUUCUAGAGGGAGUGGGGCUUAGAGUGGCGUGUGCUUGAUGGUUUCAGAAGGGACAGUGAAAUGGGGCAGUGAAGAAAAUGUUCUAAAAUGGGCAGGUUUGGCAGUGGCUAGGGCCUGCUGGAUGGGUUUUUUUAGGGGUAGAGGGAAAUAUUCCUGGCCAAGGCUGGGGACUGAGGAGUCCUGGGGAGAGUGGAGAGGUAUGGCUUGGAGGGUAAGGGGUGGGAUCCAGAGAGAAGUACCCACACACCCUUGCCCACCCCUAUGACGUGACAGCUAGGUAAUCAGAGGACGGAGCCAACGGGUCUGUGGGGCCAGCCUACUCCUCUCCCCCUUUUCUCCUGACUCCUCCUCCCUCCCUCCCUCUACACCCCCACCGUCCUGGGGUGGUUGGAGGCUUGGUCUGGACCCCCUAUUCUACACCUUCUGCUGUGUCUGUGACGUCAGUAGUGCCUGUGACCGUGUGUUGCCAUUUUGUCUGGCUGUGGCCCCUCCCUCUCCCCUCCAGAACCCCACUCUUUCCCUUGCCCUUCGGUAUUGAUUGAAGACUCCCUCCCCGAGGAAGAACAACUAUGAUUAAAUCUCCUCCCUUAAAUAAACUCCUCAACCACCUAGUCCAUCCGG
Hipposideros armiger (great roundleaf bat) is the source of this 2579-nucleotide messenger RNA. It is a transcript of the gene SYP, whose product is annotated as synaptophysin. The transcript has 7 exons. The record is from RefSeq and is a predicted model, not a curated record. Gene Ontology annotation, cellular component: synaptic vesicle; synaptic vesicle membrane; presynaptic active zone. NCBI's taxonomy places the organism in Eukaryota, Metazoa, Chordata, Mammalia, Chiroptera, Hipposideridae. Gene Ontology annotation, biological process: regulation of neuronal synaptic plasticity. The coding region runs from base 52 to 993 and encodes 313 amino acids.